Molecule: messenger RNA, 1382 nt
Organism: Balaenoptera acutorostrata (minke whale)
Lineage: Eukaryota; Metazoa; Chordata; Mammalia; Artiodactyla; Balaenopteridae
Exons: 8
Coding region: 300-1382 (360 amino acids)
Source: RefSeq, a predicted model, not a curated record
UCCCGCCUGCCGCGUCGCCGCUGAGCGCAUGGGCCGCACCGCGCCGCGCCGCUCUGGGAGCCGGUCCCGGGGCCCCGCCGCCGCCGCCGCCGCUCGGUCUCUCCUCAGAGAGAGCAACUGGUCCCGCCAGCUGUAACACACGUGGCUGGGCAGACUUCCAGUCACUGCCUUCAUCCUCCAGCUCCUCUGCCAGAAAGGUGGUGCUGGCUCGCUGCCAGAACAGCAGCCGCCUUCUGUGCUGUCACAGCCUCCUGCCACCAGCUCUGCAGCCACUUACCUCAAUCCCUGCUACCUACUCCAUGGUCCAAUCCACCCACUUUGGAUGCACAGAUAGCUGUGAAGCUCCUCUGGCGUCUGCCCUGCCCCGGGCUUCCUUCAGCAGCUCCUCAGAGCGGUCCAGCAGCCACGGCCCUGGCUUUGCAAGCCUUAAUCGCAGAGACGGAGCUGGUGGCUGGUCUCCCCUUGUGUCAAAUAAAUACCAGUGGCUGCAGAUUGACCUUGGAGAAAGAAUGGAGGUCACAGCUGUGGCCACCCAGGGAGGAUACGGGAGCUCCGACUGGGUGACCAGCUACCUCCUGAUGUUCAGCGAUGGCGGAAGGAACUGGAAGCAAUAUCGACGAGAGGAAAGCAUCUGGCUACUUUAUUUAUUUAUUUUUGGCUGUGUUGGGUCCCCGGUUCGUGCGAGGGCCUUCUCCAGCUGCGGCAAGCGGGGGCCACUCUUCAUCGCGGUGCGGGGACCGCUCUUCAUCGCGGUGCGCGGGCCUCUCACUAUCGCGGCCCCUCCCGCCGCGGGGCACAGGCUCCAGACGCGCAGGCUCAGCAGCCGUGGCUCACGGGCCCAGCCGCUCCGCGGCAUGCGGGAUCCCCCCAGACCAGGGCUCAAACCCGCGUCCCCUGCAUCAGCAGGCAGACUCUCAACCACUGCGCCACCAGGGAAGCCCUCUUCUUUUUCAAUAUGGAAAAACCGGGACACAAAUGGGCUGAGAAAAUUGUCCAAGACCCUCCAUUUAGUGAUUGACGCAGCAGGACACAAAGUACAGUCAACAAAGGAAAAGGCAAGUGGACCAAAGUCUGGAGGGAACCAGAGGCAAGCUCCCUCGAGUCCUGUGCCAGUGGAACCACACAGGACACGCUCAUCUCAGCAGAGGCCAGGAGUAGAGAAGGGACACUGCCAGUUUGAACUAAAGGGGACAGAGAAAGCCAGGCAGAAUGAGGAAGGCUGUCAGAAUUCUUGGAUUCUACAGAAUGGGAGACUAGAGCAAUUUGGCUGUGAAUGUGUACUCCUCUUGACGAAAGGGAAGAAGGACCCCAAAGGUGAUUCCGAGGUCAUCGUGUCUGUCAAUCCCAUCACAGGCCCAGGGGGCCUCAGUUUCAAAGUGUGA